AUGUUGGUCGCGCAACGAUGGGGUUUGGCGCUGGGCCAGGCCAAAGGUAAUAAUCAUGGAGGAGCUUUUGGAAGCGAUUCGCAAUCCCUUCUUCAUUGUUUAUGUGUCGGUUUUGCUGUCUUUUUGCGUGGUGAGCGGAAGUCAACUUGCGACAAGGUCGAAUUGGAAUUUCAAGCAUUUCGCCUUCAACAGUAUGAGCUCAACGGCAACGUCAUAGGAAGUAAACAUUUUCGAGUGCAGUAUGAGGCCGUGUCGCUUAAUUCGAAAGCGCUCAGAAGAUGCGUGGUUGUAUCAUGGCGCGAUCUAACUGGUCGGAACCUCGAUGAAUUAAUGGAGACUACUGUGGGUGCUCUGCUAAUUAUAAUUCCAUCAGACCUGGAUGCUUUGUCACCUGCCGACAAGACGCUCUUCAUGGAGCUUGAGCAAAAACUUGCAACGGCACGCACUGAUCUUGCCGUGUACGUUUCGCAUUCAUCUCCCGAAGCGAACACCAUCCUAAGUGAUGUGCAAUCCGCCUCCGGUGUCAGUAAGUCAGCAACUCAGCAGUUGAUCAAUUCCAUAGCGGCAAACACUUUCCAGGGCCGUCUGAGCAGCAGUGAACGCUCCGCUCCUACCAUUGCUUUUGUUGCUCACUACGAUUCUCAUGCUGUGUUCCCCGCACAUGAUAACCGACUUGAGCUGGCAAUAUGUGUUGAGGCAGUUGGAAGUACAGGGCCAUUGUGGAUGCAUGCUUCGAAACAGCCUGCUGAUGGGUCUGCGGCA
Ostertagia ostertagi is the source of this 762-nucleotide messenger RNA. NCBI's taxonomy places the organism in Eukaryota, Metazoa, Nematoda, Chromadorea, Rhabditida, Trichostrongylidae. The record is from the annotation of a GenBank genome assembly.